Messenger RNA from Terrapene triunguis (Three-toed box turtle), 1072 nucleotides. It is a transcript of the gene RELA, whose product is annotated as RELA proto-oncogene, NF-kB subunit. Gene Ontology annotation, biological process: response to cytokine; innate immune response; regulation of transcription by RNA polymerase II. The record is from RefSeq and is a predicted model, not a curated record. NCBI's taxonomy places the organism in Eukaryota, Metazoa, Chordata, Testudines, Emydidae. The transcript is spliced from 5 exons. Bases 620 to 1072 code for a protein of 150 amino acids. Gene Ontology annotation, molecular function: RNA polymerase II cis-regulatory region sequence-specific DNA binding; DNA-binding transcription factor activity, RNA polymerase II-specific. Gene Ontology annotation, cellular component: cytoplasm.
UUUCCGCGUGCGGCGUAGUUUGUGAACGGAUACAGCGGCGGCACCUGGACCCGAUCCCGCCGGAGGCCCCCGCCUGGACCACGCCCCCGGCCCCGCCCCUGCCUCGGACCCCCGAUUGGAGCCGGAGCCCCCGUCCGCCUCGGAGCCCUUCGAGGGGCUGGACCCGCCCUAGCUGGGCUCCCUCUCGGACAGACUCCCCGGGGCAUACCACCUGCACCCCCUCCCGAUUGGGGCUGGGACCCGCCAUAGGGGUCGGGACUCCGCAGGAGUCAGAAUCCCCCCCGUUCCCUAUCAGAAUCCUCCCCAGUGGGGGCCCCACCCCAAAGAGGCCCCCAUCCCCUUGGCGCCUACAUCCCCCUCUCGGGGUGGGACCAGCUGUUGUACUGAGACACCCCCGACCCCGCACACGCUCUUAUUGUGGACUGGAGUCCAUCUCCUGAGCCCCCACGCAGGGGCCAGUCCUAGCCUGCGGAGCCCCCCCCCCCCCAGCCUAGUAUCCCCUGGAUUCUUCUGGUUCCCAAACUGGGAGCCCCCCUCCUUGACUCCCUCCAGCCAGGGAGCCCCUACCCCCGUACCUCCUUGAUUCCCAGCCUGGGACCUAGCCUGACUUCUGGCAGAAAUGGAUGACCUGCUGCCACUUGUCCUCCUCCAUCAGGACUGGGGCCUCCAGGAGCCCACCCCCAGCAGCACCCCCUACGUGGAGAUCAUCGAACAGCCCAAGCAGCGUGGCAUGCGCUUCCGCUACAAGUGCGAGGGGCGCUCGGCCGGCAGCAUCCCUGGGGAGCGCAGCACCGACACCACCAAGACCCACCCCACCAUCAAGAUCAAUAAUUACACAGGCCCCGGGAAGGUUCGUAUCUCUCUGGUGACCAAGGACGCCCCCCACCGACCCCACCCCCACGAGCUGGUGGGCAAAGAUUGCAAGGAUGGCUACUAUGAGGCCGAGCUAUCACCUGAGCGCAACAUCCACAGCUUCCAGAAUCUGGGCAUCCAGUGUGUGAAGAAACGGGAGCUGGACGAGGCUGUGGCACAGCGCAUCCGCACCAACAACAACCCCUUCAAUGGUGAGUGA